Messenger RNA from Botrytis deweyae, 1179 nucleotides. RefSeq lists its product as uncharacterized. The transcript has a single exon. The record is from RefSeq and is a predicted model, not a curated record. The coding region runs from base 1 to 1179 and encodes 392 amino acids. NCBI's taxonomy places the organism in Eukaryota, Fungi, Ascomycota, Leotiomycetes, Helotiales, Sclerotiniaceae. Gene Ontology annotation, molecular function: pectate lyase activity.
AUGGUUUCAUUCAAGACCCUCGCUAUCCUUAUGCUCUCUGUUAUCGCAGUUGAUGCCGCUGGAGUCAUUGGCAAAGCUGAAGGUUUCGCUGCUUCAGCCACUGGAGGUGGAUCUGCUGUUGCUGCAUCCCCAAAGGACAUCAACGAGCUUGUUACUUGGCUCUCUGAUAAUGUUUCCCGUACCAUUGUCCUUGACAAGACCUGGGAUUUCACAAACACUAUGAGCACAAGAACUGAGAAAGGUUGCACGCCCCUCUCAAACACAUGCAGCAAUGGUGCCGGACAGGAUUCAGUCGAUAUCAAUGGCUGGUGUGAACAGCCUGCAAAUGCUGAUCAAUCUCUACCCAAGCCAAUCAUCACCUACAAUGUCGCCAGUAUUCCUCCAAAUGCUAUCAAGCUCGGUUCCAACAAAUCCAUUGUUGGAGUUGGGGCUCUUGGAAAGAUUAAGGGUAGAGGUUUCUACAUUGCAGGUGCUAAGAACAUCAUUAUCCAGAACGUUGAAUUCGUCGAGAUGAACCCCAAGUACAUCUGGGGUGGAGAUGCUAUCUCGGUUGAUGGCACAGAUCUUUUGUGGAUCGAUCACGUCAAGAUCUCCAGAAUUGGUCGUCAAUUCAUUACCAUGGGUCCAGGUGCUUCCAACCGUGUCUCCAUUACCAACUCUGAGUUCGAUGGUACUACUCUUUGGUCUGCUAAGUGCAACAACCACCAUUACUGGACACUUUACUUCACUGGAUCCCAAGAUACUGUCACUUUCAAGGGCAACUACAUCCACAACACCAGUGGUCGUGGACCCAAGGUUGGAGGCUUGCACUCAUCCGUUACACCAAAUGUCUUCCUCCAAGCUGCCAACAACUACUGGUCCGAUGUCGCAGGAAACGCAUUCCAAAUCGGCGAAGGAGCAAAGGUCCUUGCUGAGGGCAACAUUUUCGAGAAUGCGCAAACACCCGUCAUCUUCGACAUUACCAGCAACCCUCUUUGGUCUUCAAGCAGUGGCGUUGCAGGAUGUGCUUCGAUCCUUGGCCGUAACUGCCAGGCUAACAGCCUUGUCUCAUCUGGAUCUUUUGCUGGAACGAACACUAAUGUUUUGACUGCUGCAAAGGGAUUGACUCUUGCUGCUGUUGCUGAUGUUGGAACCACCAAGGCCAAUGUUCUUAAGAACGCUGGUAUUGGAAAGAUUUAA